AUGUUGUUUGAACAGAAGACGGAAUUCAUGUCAGAUUCGCAGAAAGGAAAUGUGCGUGUUGGGACUGCCGAGCUGCUGGAAAUGCUUCGCGCGGAAGAACCUGAAUCGGAUUUCAGUUUUUGUCUUGGAGCUGACACUUUCGCCGACCUCACUUCCUUGAAAUGGAAAAGGAGUUUAGAUGUGCUGAGGCUUCUUGAAGGGCGGUUGGUUGUUUUCUCUAGAAAGGGAAGUAACGCUAUUACGAAAGAGCAAAUCGAGUUAUUAAAUCAGCGACAGCACAUAGACGCGAAGCUUCUUGAAGUAAACACACUGACUGAUGUGUCUUCGUCCAUGAUACGAGCCUGCAAAGAUGACAAAAUACUUCGAACAUCAUUGUCACCAAGUGUUUUGGAAUACAUGAAGGAGCAUCGCCUAUUCGCAUUUGCCCCCCAAAGCUCGGACAUUGAUUAG
This is a messenger RNA of Cylindrotheca closterium, 450 nucleotides long. The record is from the annotation of a GenBank genome assembly. Lineage: Eukaryota; Bacillariophyta; Bacillariophyceae; Bacillariales; Bacillariaceae.